AGGCAGUAGGGACUUUUCUGCGGGGUCUGGAUUGGAAAUACAGAGGACCGGACCCUACUUGUAUGAUUGGAGUCUAACGGAAAAAAAUAACUUCCCCCCUCGCCUCAAAGAGUCUACAUGUCUAAUAUUUAGACAUGUUCAGCUUUGUGGAUAUUCGGUUAGCGCUGUUGCUCAGCGCAACAGUGCUUUUGGCAAGAGGACAAGGCGAGGACGAUCGCACCGCCGGCAGCUGUACGUUGGACGGCCAAUUCUACAACGACAGAGAUGUCUGGAAACCCGAGCCAUGCCAGAUCUGCGUGUGCGACAGCGGCACCGUCAUGUGCGACGAAGUUAUCUGCGAGGACACAUCGGACUGCCCCAAUCCAGUGAUCCCCCACGACGAAUGCUGCCCCAUCUGCCCCGAUGACGGCUUCCAGGAGCCAAAGGUUGAGGGACCCCAGGGUGAUCGUGGAGCCAAGGGAGAGCCAGGACCUGCUGGUUUCCCCGGCAACAACGGUAUUCCCGGCCAGCCCGGCCUUCCUGGACCCCCAGGCCCCCCUGGACCCCCUGGUCUUGGCGGAAACUUCUCCCCUCAGAUGUCUGGUGGUUUUGAUGAGAAGAGCGGCGGUGGCAUGUCCAUGCCCGGCCCCAUGGGCCCCAUGGGUCCCCGUGGUCCCCCUGGACCUCCUGGCUCAAGUGGACCUCAGGGUUUCACUGGCCCCCCUGGUGAGCCUGGUGAGGCUGGUUCUUCUGGUCCCAUGGGRCCCCGUGGUCCUGCUGGUCCCCCUGGCAAGAACGGAGAUGAUGGUGAGUCUGGCAAGCCUGGUCGCCCCGGUGAGCGUGGAGCUUCCGGCCCACAGGGAGCUCGUGGAUUCCCCGGAACCCCCGGCCUUCCCGGCAUCAAGGGACACAGAGGAUUCAGCGGUCUGGAUGGAGCUAAGGGAGAGUCUGGCCCUGCUGGACCCAAGGGAGAGGGUGGUGCAUCCGGUGAGAACGGAGCCCCUGGAGCCAUGGGACCCCGUGGUCUGCCUGGUGAGAGAGGUCGUUCUGGUCCCAACGGAGCUGCUGGUGCUCGUGGUAACGAUGGUGCUGCUGGUGCUGCUGGUCCUCCUGGCCCCACUGGCCCCGCUGGUGCCUCUGGUUUCCCCGGUGGCCCUGGAGCCAAGGGAGAGGUUGGUGCCCAGGGAGCUCGUGGUGGCGAGGGACCCCAGGGAUCCCGUGGAGAGGCUGGUAACCCCGGACCCGCUGGCGCUGCAGGCCUUGCUGGAAACAACGGUGCUGAUGGAAGCCCCGGUACCAAGGGUGCCCCUGGUUCUUCUGGUAUUGCUGGCGCUCCUGGCUUCCCUGGACCCCGUGGACCCCCCGGACCCCAGGGUGCUGGUGGAGCUCCCGGACCCAAGGGUAACACUGGUGAGGUUGGUGCUAAUGGAGCCAAGGGAGAGGCUGGCGCUAAGGGAGAGUCUGGCCCCGCUGGAGUCCAGGGACCCGCCGGCCCUGCUGGUGAGGAAGGCAAGAGAGGAGGCCGUGGUGAGCCCGGUGCUGCUGGUGCCCGUGGAGCCCCCGGCGAGCGCGGUGGCCCUGGAAGCCGUGGUUUCCCUGGUUCUGAUGGAGCUUCUGGCCCCAAGGGUGGCCCUGGCGAGCGUGGUGGUGCCGGAGUUGCUGGAGCUAAGGGUAACACUGGUGAGCCUGGCCGCAACGGCGAGCCUGGUAUGCCUGGAUCCAAGGGUAUGACUGGUAGCCCUGGCAGCCCUGGUCCCGAUGGCAAGACUGGCCCCUCUGGUAACGGUGGUCAAGAUGGUCGCCCCGGACCUCCCGGCCCCGUUGGAGCCAGAGGCCAGCCCGGAGUCAUGGGAUUCCCUGGACCUAAGGGAGCCGGAGGUGAGGGUGGCAAGCCUGGUGAGAGAGGAGUCAUGGGACCCGGUGGUGCUGUUGGCGCUCCCGGCAAAGAUGGUGAUGUUGGUGCUCCUGGUGCCCCCGGUGUUGCCGGACCUUCUGGAGAACGAGGCGAGCAGGGAGCCGGUGGCCCCUCUGGAUUCCAGGGACUUCCAGGACCCCAAGGUGCUAUUGGUGAGACUGGCAAGCCCGGAGAGCAGGGUCUUCCCGGUGAGGGUGGUGCCCCUGGCUCUGCUGGAUCCAGAGGUGACAGAGGUUUCCCCGGUGAGCGCGGUGGCCCCGGCCCAUCUGGACCCGCUGGUGCCCGUGGCUCUCCAGGCUCUGCUGGUAACGAUGGUGCUAAGGGAGAGGCUGGUGCUGCAGGUGCCCCCGGUGGCCAGGGACCCCCUGGCCUGCAGGGAAUGCCCGGAGAGCGUGGUGCUGGUGGUCUGCCAGGCCUGAAGGGAGACAGAGGUGACCAAGGAGUCAAGGGUGUUGAUGGCGCCGGUGGUAAGGAUGGCGUCCGUGGUAUGACUGGCCCCAUCGGACCCAACGGCCCUGCUGGCUCUCCUGGUGACAAGGGAGAGACUGGCGCUCCUGGACCUGGUGGACCUUCUGGUGCCCGUGGUGCACCUGGUGAGCGUGGUGAGUCUGGUGCCCCUGGACCCGCUGGAUUCGCUGGGCCUCCUGGUGGAGAUGGUCAGCCUGGUGCUAAGGGAGAGGCUGGAGAUAACGGUGCCAAGGGUGACGGUGGUGCCCAGGGACCCGCUGGACCUACUGGAGCCCCUGGACCUCAGGGUCCCGCUGGAAACACCGGAGCUAAGGGCGCACGUGGUUCUGCUGGUCCCCCUGGUGCCACUGGUUUCCCCGGUGCUGCUGGCAGAGUUGGACCUCCCGGCCCAUCUGGCAACAACGGACCCCCCGGACCCGCAGGCCCUGGUGGAAAGGAAGGACAGAAGGGUAACCGUGGUGAGACUGGCCCCGCCGGUCGUCCUGGUGAGCUCGGCGCUGCCGGACCCCCUGGCGCCCAGGGAGAGAAGGGACAGCCUGGUGGAGAUGGUCCCAAUGGACCCUCUGGAACUCCCGGACCUCAGGGUAUUGGUGGACAGCGUGGUAUUGUUGGUCUGCCCGGACAGAGAGGCGAGCGCGGUUUCCCCGGCCUCGCCGGACAACUGGGAGAGCCUGGCAAGCAGGGACCUGGUGGCCCCUCUGGUGAGCGUGGACCUCCCGGACCCAUGGGACCCCCUGGACUGGCUGGAGCACCUGGCGAGUCUGGUCGCGAGGGAACUCCUGGUAACGAGGGAUCUUCUGGUCGCGAUGGUGCUGCUGGACCCAAGGGAGAGCGUGGUGAGUCUGGUGCUGCCGGUGCUUCCGGUGCCCCCGGACCCCCUGGCGCCCCUGGAACCGUCGGCCCUGCUGGAAAGUCUGGUGACCGUGGAGAGUCUGUAAGUGUCCAGAUCCUCUAUCUAUCUUCACCUCAACAGGGAGAGGUUGGUGCCCAGGGAGCUCGUGGUGGCGAGGGACCCCAGGGAACCCGUGGAGAGGCUGGUAACCCAGGACCCGCUGGCGCUGCUGGCCCUGCUGGAAACAACGGUGCUGAUGGAAACCCCGGUACCAAGGGUGCCCCUGGUUCUGCUGGUAUUGCUGGCGCUCCUGGCUUCCCUGGACCCCGUGGAUCCCCCGGACCCCAGGGUGCUGGUGGAGCUCCCGGACCCAAGGGUAACACUGGUGAGGUUGGUGCUACUGGAGCCAAGGGAGAGGCUGGUGCUAAGGGAGAGUCUGGCCCCGCUGGAGUCCAGGGACCCGCCGGCCCUGCUGGUGAGGAAGGCAAGAGAGGGUCCCGUGGUGAGCCCGGUGGUGCUGGUGCRCGUGGAGCCCCCGGCGAGCGCGGUGGACCUGGUAGCCGCGGUUUCCCUGGUGCUGAUGGAUCUGCUGGCCCCAAGGGUGGCCCUGGUGAGCGUGGUGGCGCCGGAGUUGCUGGAGCUAAGGGUAACACUGGUGAGCCUGGCCGCAACGGCGAGCCUGGUAUGCCUGGAUCCAAGGGUAUGACUGGUAGCCCUGGCAGCCCUGGUCCCGAUGGCAAGACUGGCCCCUCUGGUAACGGUGGUCAAGAUGGUCGCCCCGGACCUCCCGGCCCCGUUGGAGCCAGAGGCCAGCCCGGAGUCAUGGGAUUCCCUGGACCUAAGGGAGCCGGAGGUGAGGGUGGCAAGCCUGGUGAGAGAGGAGUCAUGGGACCCGGUGGUGCUGUUGGCGCUCCCGGCAAAGAUGGUGAUGUUGGUGCUCCUGGUGCCCCCGGUGUUGCCGGACCUUCUGGAGAACGAGGCGAGCAGGGAGCCGGUGGCCCCUCUGGAUUCCAGGGACUUCCAGGACCCCAAGGUGCUAUUGGUGAGACUGGCAAGCCCGGAGAGCAGGGUCUUCCCGGUGAGGGUGGUGCCCCUGGCUCUGCUGGAUCCAGAGGUGACAGAGGUUUCCCCGGUGAGCGCGGUGGCCCCGGCCCAUCUGGACCCGCUGGUGCCCGUGGCUCUCCAGGCUCUGCUGGUAACGAUGGUGCUAAGGGAGAGGCUGGUGCUGCAGGUGCCCCCGGUGGCCAGGGACCCCCUGGCCUGCAGGGAAUGCCCGGAGAGCGUGGUGCUGGUGGUCUGCCAGGCCUGAAGGGAGACAGAGGUGACCAAGGAGUCAAGGGUGUUGAUGGCGCCGGUGGUAAGGAUGGCGUCCGUGGUAUGACUGGCCCCAUCGGACCCAACGGCCCUGCUGGCUCUCCUGGUGACAAGGGAGAGACUGGCGCUCCUGGACCUGGUGGACCUUCUGGUGCCCGUGGUGCACCUGGUGAGCGUGGUGAGUCUGGUGCCCCUGGACCCGCUGGAUUCGCUGGGCCUCCUGGUGGAGAUGGUCAGCCUGGUGCUAAGGGAGAGGCUGGAGAUAACGGUGCCAAGGGUGACGGUGGUGCCCAGGGACCCGCUGGACCUACUGGAGCCCCUGGACCUCAGGGUCCCGCUGGAAACACCGGAGCUAAGGGCGCACGUGGUUCUGCUGGUCCCCCUGGUGCCACUGGUUUCCCCGGUGCUGCUGGCAGAGUUGGACCUCCCGGCCCAUCUGGCAACAACGGACCCCCCGGACCCGCAGGCCCUGGUGGAAAGGAAGGACAGAAGGGUAACCGUGGUGAGACUGGCCCCGCCGGUCGUCCUGGUGAGCUCGGCGCUGCCGGACCCCCUGGCGCCCAGGGAGAGAAGGGACAGCCUGGUGGAGAUGGUCCCAAUGGACCCUCUGGAACUCCCGGACCUCAGGGUAUUGGUGGACAGCGUGGUAUUGUUGGUCUGCCCGGACAGAGAGGCGAGCGCGGUUUCCCCGGCCUCGCCGGACAACUGGGAGAGCCUGGCAAGCAGGGACCUGGUGGCCCCUCUGGUGAGCGUGGACCUCCCGGACCCAUGGGACCCCCUGGACUGGCUGGAGCACCUGGCGAGUCUGGUCGCGAGGGAACUCCUGGUAACGAGGGAUCUUCUGGUCGCGAUGGUGCUGCUGGACCCAAGGGAGAGCGUGGUGAGUCUGGUGCUGCCGGUGCUUCCGGUGCCCCCGGACCCCCUGGCGCCCCUGGAACCGUCGGCCCUGCUGGAAAGUCUGGUGACCGUGGAGAGUCUGGUCCUGCUGGCCCCGCUGGUAUUGCUGGCCCUGCUGGUCCCCGUGGUUCAUCUGGACCCGCUGGAGCUCGUGGAGACAAGGGAGAGGCCGGCGAGGCUGGAGAGAGAGGCAUGAAGGGACAUAGAGGAUUCACUGGCAUGCAGGGCCCCUCUGGCCCCUCUGGACAAUCUGGAGAGUCAGGACCUGCUGGAGCCUCUGGCCCCGCUGGACCUAGAGGACCUUCUGGAUCWGCUGGUMCCGCCGGUAAYGAUGGRAUGAGCGGUCUGCCCGGCCCCAUCGGACCUCCCGGACCCCGUGGUCGCUCUGGAGAGAUGGGACCKUCRGUAAGUCACWUCAACCACUUCAAAGGACCCCCUGGCCCUCCCGGUCCCCCUGGCCCCCCAGGACCUCCCGGCGGUGGAUUCGACAUGGGCUUCAUUGCUCAGCCCGCUCAGGAGAAGGCCCCCGAUCCCUUCCGUCACUUCCGCGCCGACGACGCCAACGUGAUGCGCGACCGCGACCUGGAGGUAGACACCACCCUCAAGAGCCUGAGCCAGCAGAUUGAGAACAUCCGCUCUCCCGAGGGCACCAAGAAGAACCCCGCCCGCACCUGCAGAGACCUGAAGAUGUGCCACCCUGACUGGAAGAGCGGCGAGUACUGGAUCGACCCCGACCAGGGCUGCACCCAGGAUGCCAUCAAGGUUUACUGCAACAUGGAGACCGGCGAGACCUGCGUCUACCCCACCGAGGCCGAAAUCCCCAAGAAGAGCUGGUACACCAGRAAGAACAUCAAGGAGAAGAAGCACGUCUGGUUCGGCGAGGCAAUGACCGAUGGCUUCCAGUUCGAGUAUGGCAGUGAGGGUUCCAGCGCUCAGGAUGUUAACAUCCAGCUGACCUUCCUGCGCCUUAUGGCCACUGAGGCCAGCCAGAACAUCACAUACCACUGCAAGAACAGCAUCGCCUACAUGGACCAGCAGUCCGGCAACCUCAAGAAGUCCCUGCUGCUCCAGGGCUCCAACGAGAUCGAGAUCAGAGCCGAGGGCAACAGCCGCUUCACAUACAGCGUCACCGAGGACGGCUGCACGUCGCACACCGGUGCAUGGGGCAAGACAGUCAUCGACUACAAGACAACGAAAACAUCCCGUCUGCCUAUUAUUGACAUCGCUCCUAUGGACGUUGGUGCACCCAAUCAGGAAUUUGGCAUUGAAGUUGGCCCAGUCUGCUUCUUGUAAAAAAGAAAUCUGGACUUGAAAUUGUUUGUGUGUAUGUUGUUGUUUUUUUCUAGCAGUCAUCCCUCUCAACCCUUUUUUCUAUGCAUUUAAAAAAAAAACUAGAGUUUCAUUUGGCCCGUUCGAAUGGUCCACUUGCUUAAAACUGCACUUCUGAAGACAGUGGUUGUGUGUCAUCAAGCUUUUUUGGGGACCACUAUUACCACCACCAUCAACACCGAGGAUACUUUAGAAGACUCAAUGGUUUUACUGGCAAAAAGAAAAUAAUAUAUACUUGUAAAGUGUAAAAUCCCCCCUGGAGUUUGACAGAAAAAAACAUCCCAGAUACAGGUGACUUUUUUUUACCACUGCGGAAGGACAAUGAAAAAUAAAAUGCUUUGUACCACUUUCAGGUGAUGUCAAAUAAAUCUUAAAAAUGACAGUGAAGUGUCUCGUUGUUGUACUCACCUGUAGAAGCAGUUGUUCCUUCUGAAGUCACACGAAAAGCAGCAUUAAAGGCAUGGGUUCAACUUAUUUUUUAAUCUUAUGGCUACCUCAAAAAGGAAAUCCACGUUACCCAGUGUUGGUGAACCCCCAGGUUAGAUUUUACACGGCAGAAGUAUGUUUGAAAGUAACAGCUGCAAAAGGUGCUAUUCUUCAUGAGGUCCUGUCAAUGGAGGGUGAUCGAAAUUGUGCUAUUAUGUUGUCGUUCUUGCUUGCAGGACCUUAGGUGCUAAAUUAGCAGAUUAUCUUGAUGUCAGUCAUAAAAAGAUGUGUUUCAAGUAUUGGCUAAGAUCUCUGCAACAGAGGCGUAGCAAGAGGUAUACUGUAGUUAAGAUGCACACGGUCCUGUCUAGUGUAGAAUGAGCAGGUGGAUUUGUUGUCUGUCUUGUUUUUAACAUCUUUUGACACUUUUUGGUUGUUGUUUGUUUCGUUUUUAAAUCCCCCCUUUUGUUGUCCAAUUGCUUCUAGCAGUACCCCUCUUUCACCCCCCAUUUGUUUUAGUUUUUUGUUUGUUUUUCAUGGAAGGGUUUUGGAAAAAAAUUUAACACAGAAAAAAAUGAAAUAUCAAAUUAUGAGAGAAGCAGACACACCGUUGGGGGAUUAAAACAAGAGGAUCUGUACCUAUUUUGUAUAUGUAUAAAAAUUGGAGAUGUUUUUAAUUAUUUUGGAUGCUGAAAUAAAGCAUGUUAAGUGGUCUACCUUA
Molecule: messenger RNA, 7881 nt
Organism: Salvelinus sp. IW2-2015
Lineage: Eukaryota; Metazoa; Chordata; Actinopteri; Salmoniformes; Salmonidae
Source: RefSeq, a predicted model, not a curated record